AUGCCAAACCUGCCCGUUCCUCGCAUCAUCUGUCUGGGAGAUUCGAUUUCCCAGUACGGGUGGAACAUUGCCGAGGGAGGGUUUGUCGGUCUCCUAGCAGAGGCCUACUCUCCUAAGGCUGACGUUAUAUGCAGGGGUCUUAGCGGGUUUACGUCUGAAAUGCUUCUCCACUACAUGUCCAACAGCAAUCUUUUGGACUCCUUAGACUGCAAGGGCCAAAGUACUUCCAUCCUAUAUGUAACGGUGUGCAUUGGUGCCAACGAUGCAUCGUCGUCUGCGCAGAAUCCCAUUCAAAGCGUACACAUUUCCAAAUACAGGAAGAACCUCGUCGAUAUUCUCAGGUUUAUACACGCAGCAGGAGUUCCAUACGAUCGCAUCAUUGUUCUGGCUCCUCCUCCGAUUGCAGACCCUGCCCAACACCCAUGCCUCCAUGAGAAAGGCAAGUCGCCGCACCUUACAGAGGAAUAUGCACAAGCAUGCCUGGAAAUUGCUAAGGAAGUCGGGGCCCGUCCUGCAGAUGUACGGCUCCUCUGGGAUAAAGCAAGCUCUAUCUGGACAGAUGGGCUCCACAUGAAUCGGAGCGGAAACAGGCUGCUUUUCCAGGCCAUAAUGGAUGCGUGUGGCACUGAUCUGCGCCCGGAGAGUAUUCCGUUCCCGUGGACACACUGGAGCCAGUAUAAGACCGCCACUAUGGAACAGAAGACUGACACUAAUCAUACUAAACGCCUCAAGUAA
Giardia duodenalis is the source of this 735-nucleotide messenger RNA. RefSeq names its product Isoamyl-acetate hydrolyzing esterase-like protein. Bases 1 to 735 code for a protein of 244 amino acids. The record is from RefSeq and is a predicted model, not a curated record. The transcript has a single exon. Lineage: Eukaryota; Fornicata; Diplomonadida; Hexamitidae.